AUGCUUUUUAUAUUCUUUCUCGUGCUACUGGCCAGUGGCCUCCCGGCCGACGAAAUUUUCCGCGUGGACUGGCAGACCGUGCAGAUAGGCACGCCGUUUACGUCUCUGUUCAAAGACGGCCGAAUUCACUCGCUUACUGAUCAAAACAUAUACUCUGUUCUGAACUCGUCGACGGGCGAAGUUUUGUACAGAUACCAAAGCGACACGCCCAUCCAACACGAUUCGGUGCUAUCUCCUGCCUGGGACGGCCUUGUUGCUUGUGGCUUCAACCAUGAAGCAGUUUCUCGCAUUGUCUUCUGGGCAAAAGAUGGUCUAAUUGAACGCGAGCUUGAUCUGGGCAGUUUGGCCGGGAUUCAUAACGUUCGCGACGAAGUGCUAUUGGCCGUGCAGAAAAACGGCUCCGUGCUGCAAAUCGACAAAGACUACGGCCAUAGUACCGUUGCGCACGUCGGACCUGUCAAUGCCAGCAAACUGGCGUUCUUUGCCGACCAACUAGUGCUGGUCACUAAGAGUUCAGCGGGAACGGCCUACAAAGUUUUGGAUGGACAGGAGGGCCGUUUGGGGUGUCAAUUUGACGAUGUUUUGGUCACAGACGAAGGAAUCGUGUGCAACAAGGACAUAUACAAGCUGGAGAGCGGAAAAUUGCAGAGAUACAAAAACUCACCGCUGGCUGCCCUUGCCGCGAAAACAGCUCGGAUAGUCAAUUCCCAGUAUUUGGUGACUGUGGGCGAAAACAUACAAAUAUACGAUCUGGACGAGCCAAGCAGACUCAUCGACUCGUACGGGCUGGAAUAUCCAGCCGACCUGAUAGAGGCCGACACGGUGGACGGCAAGGUUGCAGCUUUUGUUGUUUCUGGCAACGAUCUGCUAUUAUUUGUUGAAGGAGAGCUGGUUUGGGCCAGAGACGAGUCUUUGGCGGAAAUUGGCGACAUCGUGAUCAUCGACCGCCACGAAGAGCUUAGCGUGACAUUUGAGGAUUUUGAGCACGAAAAGCACUGGUCCGGCUAUAUUGACAGACUCAAGCACAAUUUGCAUUUGCUCUUCCAGGAGCCGCAUAAAGACACCGACAAACAUUUUGGGUUUAAUAAGACGAUUAUUGUGCUGUCUGGAAACGGCAAUCUUUACGGAUACGACAGCUACGGCCAUCUUGAAUGGAGUAUUAAGGGCCAGGGAUUUUCCCGGAUAUUCAGAUUGGAUAAUCAGGCAUACGCGGCCAAUGAAAGAUUAUACAUAGUACAGGACGGGAAGCUUUUGGAGACGGACGUCAAAGAGGAACAGAAAGCACUGUAUCCUCCAAAUCUGGACGAUUCGUACCGUCUCUUGACAACUGCUGCCAGGGGAUAUAACAACACUGAAGUGGCAUCUCCAGCCGUUGUUUUAGCAAGUCGCAGAGUCCUGUACAAGUAUCUGAACCCGCAAACCUCUGUUGGUGUGUUUUACAACGAAAACUCUGCACUUGUCAAGUUUGUGGUCUACAACAAAGCCACAAACCAGACAUAUGCGUCGUUUGAGCACUCUACAAAGAACCCUGAGUCGUUGAAAUUGGUGUUCGAGGAGAACUUUAUUAUAUUCACCACGAGCGAAAAAAACGCAGAGACCAGCAUCCUAGGCGUCAUUGAACUAUACGAGUCGCUCACUCCUGACCAAAGAUCAAAAGUCCCUGAACAUCAUGUGCGCACAUACGUUUUCCCUGCGAAAGUGGCCGCCAUGACUGUGACGCGGACAAAAUACAACAUCGCCUCCAAAUGGCUGAUCGUGGCACUCGAAUCCGGGGAGAUUGUUGCUAUUCCUCGCACACUGGCCAAUGCAAGACGGCCAAUUGACGUGAGCAAAAAGCCGUCCGAAGAGAUGCUGAUGAAGUACCAGCCCGUCUUGCCGAUCAACCCCAAACUCACGCUGUCUCAUUAUAGGAAGAUCAUUGGCACCAAGAAACUAGUUUCUGUGCCCACAGAGCUGGAGUCCACGACGCUCGUUGUUGGUGCGGGAACUGACCUGUUUGCGACGCUUGUGCGCCCAUCGAGCUCUUUUGACUCCAUGAGAGGCGACUUUAGCAAAACGACUCUCUUAGCAACGAUUGCGGUUCUCGUUGUGUCGAUACUGGUGGUGCGGCCGUUUGUCAACCAGAAACGGGUGAAAGAUGUCUGGCAAACGCGGAUCUAG
This is a messenger RNA of Ogataea parapolymorpha DL-1, 2160 nucleotides long. RefSeq lists its product as hypothetical. The coding region runs from base 1 to 2160 and encodes 719 amino acids. The record is from RefSeq and is a predicted model, not a curated record. Gene Ontology annotation, biological process: protein folding in endoplasmic reticulum. Gene Ontology annotation, molecular function: protein binding. The transcript has a single exon. Lineage: Eukaryota; Fungi; Ascomycota; Pichiomycetes; Pichiales; Pichiaceae. Gene Ontology annotation, cellular component: EMC complex.